Magnolia sinica is the source of this 1034-nucleotide messenger RNA. RefSeq names its product transcription factor MYB1-like. Lineage: Eukaryota; Viridiplantae; Streptophyta; Magnoliopsida; Magnoliales; Magnoliaceae. The record is from RefSeq and is a predicted model, not a curated record. The transcript has 3 exons. The coding region runs from base 20 to 943 and encodes 307 amino acids.
AGGCUUAUCCUACGCUCAGAUGGGUAGAACUCCAUGUUGCUCAAAGGAGGGAUUGAAUAGAGGAGCAUGGAGUGCUACUGAAGAUAAAAUACUAAGUGAUUACAUCAAGCUUCAUGGAGAGGGGAGAUGGAGAAACCUUCCCAAGAGAGCAGGUCUUAAACGAUGUGGGAAGAGUUGUAGACUACGUUGGUUGAAUUAUCUGAGGCCAGAUAUCAAGAGAGGCAACAUAUCAAAUGAAGAGGAAGAGCUGAUCAUCAGACUCCAUAGACUCCUUGGAAACAGAUGGUCUUUAAUUGCAGGAAGGCUUCCAGGGCGAACAGACAAUGAAAUAAAAAACUAUUGGAAUACAAAUUUAGGGAAGAAGGUCAAGGGCCAAUCAAUUCGAAUUGCCUAUGGCAAGCACUUGCAAAAAGCGCCUGAUGACAAACCAUCAGUUGAAGCUGCCCCGACUAAGAUCGGAUCCCAUGUCAUCCGAACUAAGGCAUUGAGGUGCACCAAGCUUUUCAUUGCUCCAUCACCACCGCAACCAAAGGCAGAAAUUUCAAACCAAGAUGCCAUUAAAGAAACUGCUAAGCUCAGAGACUCAUCGACCCUCGAAGCAAUGGAGUUGGAAUCAUUACAAGCCCCAUUAUGGACUACUCGAGAAGACGGUUCAUCAAAUUCUCUGAUGGAUUUCGAUGUAGGGGAUCUUAAUGUUUCCGAUCUUCUUAACACCGAUUUCUUGCAACUUUACUGCGACAAUCCACUCCAUGAUCAAGACAAUGCAACAGGUGGGGAUGGUAACAACGACAAAUUAUCGCAACGCUCCAAUCAACCGAUCAUGUUCAAUGAGGCAAUGCUGGAGGAUUGGAUGGUGGGUGAUUGUGUCCAACCCAAUAUCGCUUCGGAUCUCCAAUCCUUGACUUCUUUUCUCAAUUCAGAGGAGGAUUGGUUAAAACAAUAAUCGAAAUUAUCAUCUCCAAAAUAAGUUUACUGUGUAAACAUGUAUGUAUUAGCUCCAAAAGAAUAAUAUCAUAUUAACUACUUGUAUUGGU